UAAUUCGCCUCGUGUUUAUGACCUUGACAACAGUCAAGCGAUGUCGGUGAAGACAAAAUGAAAGUAAACAUUCAAAAAAACAUCUGUUUUAUUAGCUGUAUAAAUAUUUCCAUUUCCAUCCAGUGACUAGCAAAUUCGAUAAAACAGAUUUUCUGAUUGUUUUCUGAUAGUUUUGUAUUAAUUGGACGAAUCUUGCGCGAAAGAAGUAGCAGGUGGCCACAGCGUAAUGCUGUGUUGUUAGUAGUUCGCUAGCUAGUUAAACGUCGCGCACAUUGUUUUUGUAAUCAUAACGAAUGCUACUGUCAUGACGAAAAGAAAAGUUUCUGGUACCCAAGAACAGAAAAUUCAAAGCCUUCAGCACUCUAUUUUGUUCCUGCAAGAGCAGCACGCUGCUACUUUGUCUGGUCUUCAUCAAGAAAUUGAAAAGUUGCAACAAAAAUGUGUUGAUUUGACAUAUCAGGUAUCAAGUGGUCAAUCUUCAUCCAUAAUUAACGAACAGCCUUCUUGUACAGGUUCGCUAAAAACUACAUUUGAAGCAGAAAUUCGAGAUCUGCGCUGUGAGAAUGCUAAACUAAAAGAUGGCUUUGACACAAAAGAAAAACGCAUUGCUUUGCUUGAGGGCCAGUUAAAAAGUCGAGAACAAAAAUACCACGACGAUAUUCGAAACGUGGAAAGAAAAGUCGCCGAGUUGCAAAUCGAAUUAGAUCAUAAAUCACAUAAUAUCAUUUACUUGACCUCACAGUUGCAUCAACAUAAGCUACGAAGUAAUAAGAACUUUAAUGACCCUCAUACCAUUGAGCAGCCCAGGGUGUCACUAAGUCCUUCACCACCGCAAGGUAGCCCACCAAGAAAAUCAGGGUACAACUUACGGCAUCGUUCCACUACUUCUCCAGCAGCUAAUGUUACAGGACUAAUUCAAGAGAGUAGUUCUCAUCAGUUGAUCGCUUCAGAUUAUGUUUUGCAAAAAUCUUUACCAAAGACGAACAGUACUAGAUACUCUAGACGAUAUAAACAAUCCAUUGAAGAUGCAGCCAGGCCUUCUAUGGGACAUUCUCAUGCGAGGAGAGAACGGGAAUUGCGAUUGGCCGCUAGACCCAAACCUUCUGACUAUGAAGACUUUAUAAAUUUAAGUCAGUCCCAAGAAGUUAUAUCUAGAUCAAGUAUAGAACCGUUACCGCCAAUAACUACUCGGAGUGGUCGACGAUUACGUGAACCAAUAAAAGCACGCGCUCGCAUUUUAAGAGGUCAUAAAGCUGCUGCAAACUCUUCUGGAGAGGUGGAAACUAUUAUUGUGGAGAAUACACUUACAUCUCCAGAAAGAACAUACCGAACGUUAAAAAAUUAAACGAAUAAUUUUUUUUUGUUCAUUUUUAGUAUUUUUUAGUUUGAAAUUUGACGUGUGUGCUACCACAGAAUGAAAGUUUAUUAAUUUCUUUUCUUUGUAAUGUAUUUGUGUGAAUGAAUUGAAAAUUGAUUUUAUCUUAUUCAAAUUACAAUUUACCAAACCCA
Molecule: messenger RNA, 1509 nt
Organism: Hydractinia symbiolongicarpus
Lineage: Eukaryota; Metazoa; Cnidaria; Hydrozoa; Anthoathecata; Hydractiniidae
Exons: 3
Coding region: 305-1345 (346 amino acids)
Source: RefSeq, a predicted model, not a curated record